AUGGCCACACCGCCUCUUCUCCGUUUGAUUCCAGUUGCGACCUCUAAGUCCCGCGUCGCAUCCCAGCUUCCUAAACGAUACAGCCUUCAGAUAGCUUGCAAUGUGAAGCCAAACGGAUCCAACAACCGCGAGGGCAUCAUCAGUAUAAAUACAGACCGGGUUGAUGUAUGCGUCGCCGCAGUACCUCGGAACGGCGAGGCAAAUACAGCAGUGUCUCGCGUUCUGGCACAAGCCUUCAAAGUCCCCAAAUCAGAUGUAGAAGUGAUUCGCGGCCUCAAGUCGCGCGACAAGACCCUCAGCAUAGCCAACCUGGACAUUGGAUCCCAAAGCGAAGACGAGUUCCUUCAACAGGCGCACGAGAAAUUGAAGAAUGCAUUGGUAUGA
Molecule: messenger RNA, 384 nt
Organism: Aspergillus homomorphus CBS 101889
Lineage: Eukaryota; Fungi; Ascomycota; Eurotiomycetes; Eurotiales; Aspergillaceae
Product: DUF167 domain-containing protein
Exons: 2
Coding region: 1-384 (127 amino acids)
Cellular component (GO): cytoplasm
Source: RefSeq, a predicted model, not a curated record